Messenger RNA from Sebastes umbrosus (honeycomb rockfish), 3171 nucleotides. It is a transcript of the gene aass, whose product is annotated as aminoadipate-semialdehyde synthase. The record is from RefSeq and is a predicted model, not a curated record. The transcript has 24 exons. NCBI's taxonomy places the organism in Eukaryota, Metazoa, Chordata, Actinopteri, Perciformes, Sebastidae. Gene Ontology annotation, molecular function: saccharopine dehydrogenase activity. Gene Ontology annotation, cellular component: cytoplasm. Bases 167 to 2959 code for a protein of 930 amino acids.
GAUUAUUCUCCCGGUCUGCGCGCGUCCAGUCCGGUUGUGAAGUUGUCUCACUUCUGAGUGACACUCCGGUGUUGUGGGUGAAACCGUCGCCAUAUAUAUAACGUUUCCUCUCCAGGAGCCGGCGUGGUGAACACAGACCGGUCACUAAAGCAGGGGGUGUGAAAUCAUGUUCAGACUCCUCAGUCACCAAGGAAAGAGGACGCGGAGCUGCCUCGCAGGCCAGCGCCGCUAUGAGCACCACAGGGCCGUCAUGGCCAUCCGCCGCGAGGACAUCAACCCCUGGGAGAGGAGGGCGCCGCUAGCCCCGAAACACGUCAAAGAGCUCACCAACGCCGGCGUCAAAGUCCUGGUCCAACCAUCCAACCGUAGAGCCAUCCACGAGAAGUACUACAUGAGGGCGGGGGCCGUCGUUCAGGAGGACCUUUCGGAGGCGUCGCUGAUCAUCGGGGUGAAGAGGCCGCCGGAGGAGAAGGUCAUCCCCAGGAAGACGUACGCGUUCUUCUCCCACACCAUCAAGGCUCAGGAGCCCAACAUGGGGCUUCUGGACGACCUGCUGAACAAGGAGGUUCGUCUGAUCGACUACGAGAAGAUGGUGGAUGCUAACGGCUUCCGGAUCGUAGCGUUUGGUCACUGGGCCGGCAUCGCAGGAAUGAUUAACAUUUUGCAUGGAUUGGGGCUGCGCUUCCUGGCUCUCGGUCACCACACUCCCUUCAUGUACAUCGGCAUGGCUCACAACUACAGGAAUGUCAGCCAGGCCAUCCAGGCAGUGAGGGAUUGUGGGUAUGAGAUUUCCAUGGGGCUCAUGCCCAAAUCUAUCGGCCCUGUGACGUUUUGUUUCACCGGUACCGGUAACGUCUCCAAGGGAGCCCAAGACAUCCUCAACGAGCUUCCUGUUGAAUACGUUGAACCUCAUGAGUUGAAGGACGUCUCUGAAACAGGAGAUAUGAGCAGAGUGUACGCCACCGUUCUGAGCCGACAUCACCACCUGAUGAGGAAGAGCGACGGCAUUUAUGACCCCAUGGAAUACGAGGACCACCCUGAACUUUACACCUCGCACUUCAGGACCAGCGUGGCGCCCUACACAACCUGUCUGAUCAAUGGUAUUUACUGGGACCCCCACACCCCCCGACUACUCAGACGACUGGACGCCCAGAAGCUGAUAAGACCGAUCAAGAACUUGCCAAUGGCCACUGAGGGAUCACCAAGCCUGCCUCACAAACUGCUGGCCAUCUGUGACAUAUCGGCCGACACCGGGGGCUCCAUAGACUUCAUGAACGAUUGCACCACCAUCGACAAGCCUUUCUGUAUGUACGACGCUGACCAGCACAUAGAUCACGACAGUGUGGAGGGAAACGGGAUCCUCAUGUGCUCCAUCGACAACCUUCCUGCUCAGCUUCCCAUCGGAUCCACCGAGUACUUUGGAGACCGACUCUUCCCCUACCUCUGGGAGAUGCUACCUUCAGAUGCCACCAGACCACUGGAGGAAGAGGACUUCAGCCCCCAAGUCAGAGACGCCGUCAUCACCUCAAACGGAGUCCUCACCCCAAAGUUUGAAUACAUUGAAAAACUUCGAGAAAGGAGGGAGAAGGCUCAGAUCAUGAAGAAGUCUGGGAUGAAGCGCGUCCUGCUGCUGGGUUCAGGAUACGUCUCCGGACCCAUAGUCGAGUAUUUGACUCGCGACGAGAAGACCCAGGUCACUGUGGCGUCGGCGCUACUGAGGCAGUCAGAGGAGCUGGCAGCCAAAUAUCCCAACACCAUCCCCGUCAUGCUGGAUAUCAGCAGCCAGGAAGGACACCUGGACUCUCUGGUCAAAGAUCAUGACGUGGUCAUCAGCAUGGUGCCGUACGCGCUUCACCCGCUCAUCGCCAAACACUGCAUCAAGAGGAAGGUAAACAUGGUGACAGCCAGCUACCUGAGUCCUGCCAUGAAGGAGCUGCAGAGCAGUGUGGAGGAGGCGGGCAUCACCAUUGUGAAUGAGAUGGGACUGGACCCGGGCAUCGAUCACAUGCUCGCCAUGGAGUGUAUCGACAAGGCCAAAGCUGACGGCUGCACAGUGGAGUCCUACAGGUCGUACUGCGGCGGUCUUCCUGCUCCUGAAUGUUCAGACAAUCCUCUUCGCUACAAGUUCAGCUGGAGUCCGUACGGGGUCCUUCUCAACACCAUCAGCGCCGCCACAUUCCUCCAAGACAACGAGGUGGUGAACAUCCUGCCUGGCGGUUCUGUGAUGGAGUCCAGCGAGCUGAUGGAUUUCUUUCCUGGUUUCAACCUGGAGGGAUUUCCAAACCGUGACAGCACCAAGUACGCCGAGGUUUACGGCAUCCAGACAGCACACACACUGAUCAGAGGAACACUGCGCUACAAGGGCUUCUCGAAGGCCAUGAGUGGGUUUGUCAAACUGGGUCUGAUCAACAGCGAGCCCUGUCCCAUGCUGCAGCCGACUUCAGCUCCUGUUUCCUGGAAAACACUCCUCUGUAAGCAGAUGGGAUUGUCCUCUUCUAUCUCCCACGAUGCUUUUGAAGAAGCCGUAUACGAACGCAUCGGAAAGGACGACUUCACGAUGGACACCCUGAGAUGGUUUGGGAUGCUGAGCAACGAGUCAGUUUUUCACGCCGACAGCGUGUUGGGUGCUAUGACAAAACAUCUGGAAGCUAAACUCUCCUACGAGAAGGGUGAGCGAGACAUGAUCCUCAUGAGGAACGACAUUGGGCUUCGCCACCCAACUGGCGAGCUGGAGACCAAACACAUUAGCCUGGCGGUGUACGGCAACCCCAGUGGCUUCUCCGCCAUGGCCAAGACUGUCGGAUACCCAGCAGCCAUUGCUGCUCGAAUGGUCCUUGAUGGUGAAAUCACUACGAAGGGACUCUUGCUUCCCAUGACGAAGGAGAUCUAUAGGCCGGCGCUGGCCCGACUGAAGGAGGAAGGACUUUACUUCAUGUCCAAGAGCACCUUGCAGGAGUAGAGCCGAGCCUCCAAAGAAAGCAGAUCAGUAAUCACUGAAAAUACUAUCCAACAACUCCAGAGAACAUUUAUAAAAUCCACAUGCUAUCAGCUGCCUUUUCACCAACUUUAUACAAACUGGAUCUUCCGACAGACUCGCCUGUCUGCUGAUUGUCGGUGUUUAAAAUAAUAAUAAAUCUGCCAGGGUCUGAUAAAAUAAAUAUUAGUUAUCUA